Phalacrocorax carbo (great cormorant) is the source of this 6216-nucleotide messenger RNA. Lineage: Eukaryota; Metazoa; Chordata; Aves; Suliformes; Phalacrocoracidae. The record is from RefSeq and is a predicted model, not a curated record.
GGGCCGAGCUUCCCACAGAACAGGGCUGUGUGCGAGGGAAAAGUGCAUCAGUGCGGGGAAAACCAGCCUAGGGGGCACUUCCGAGCAAGCGAGGGAGCGGAGAGCUUGCGAGGGCCAGGCAGGGAGAGACAAAGAGAGGGGAGGACAUGAGCCAAGGGAAAGGCGGAGAACAGGGGAUCAGCUGAGUUAAAUCACGCAAGAAAAGCUCUUCCCCUCCGGCACAUCCCUAAGAAGCGCAGGGACAGGUUACCCCCCCCCCCCCCCCUUUUUCUAUUUUUUUUUUUGGCAAGAAGACAAAGCAGCAAGUGGCCCCAUGGGGAAAGGGGGCGAGAAAGGAGGGGAGUCGGGGGAGCCGGAGGCGCAGAUCCGCUUCUACACCUGGGAGGAGAUCCAGAAGCACAACCUGAGGACGGACAAGUGGCUGGUGAUAGAACGAAAGGUUUAUAAUGUCACCAAGUGGGCAAACAGACACCCGGGGGGUCAACGAGUGAUCAGCCACUGCGCCGGCGAAGAUGCCACGGAUGCGUUCCAGGCCUUCCAUAUCAACCCCACCUUGGUGCAAAAGUUUCUCAAGCCAUUACUUAUUGGAGAGCUUUCUCCAGGUGAACCUAGCCAGGACCGAGGUAAAAACUCCCAGCUGGUGGAGGAUUUCCGGACCCUGAGGAAGACAGCAGAGGAGAUGAACUUGUUCAGGGCAAAUCCUUUGUUCUUCUCUCUUUACUUGGCCCAUAUUAUUGCAAUGGAAGUUUUGGCUUGGUUCAUGGUUUCAUACUUCGGCACUGGCUGGAUCACAACUCUCAUCCUCGCCUGCAUCCUUACAACUUCCCAGGCCCAGGCAGGGUGGCUGCAACAUGAUUUUGGACACCUGUCCGUCUUUAAGAAGUCUUCCUGGAACCACAUCAUCCACAAGUUUGUCAUUGGACACCUGAAGGGUGCCUCUGCAAACUGGUGGAACCAUCGUCACUUCCAACACCAUGCCAAGCCCAACAUAUUCAAGAAGGACCCAGAUGUGAACAUGCUGCAUAUUUUUGUCCUCGGAGAUACACAGCCUGUUGAGUAUGGCAAGAAGAAGCUGAAGUACCUGCCUUACAACCACCAGCACGAGUACUUCUUCCUCAUCUUCCCGCCUCUGCUCAUCCCUGUGUAUUUCCAAAUCCAAAUCAUCUCGACCAUGAUCAGGCGCAGGUUCUGGGCGGACCUAGCCUGGGCCAUCAGCUACUACAUGCGCUACUUCAUCACAUACAUCCCAUUCUAUGGCGUUCUGGGAUCCCUGUCUCUCCUCACUUUUGUCAGGUUUCUGGAGAGUCAUUGGUUUGUGUGGGUCACCCAGAUGAAUCACAUUCCAAUGGAAAUUGAUUGUGAGAAGCACAGAGACUGGCUUAGCUCGCAGGUGGCAGCCACCUGCAAUAUUGAGCAGUCCUUUUUCAACGACUGGUUCACCGGACACCUGAAUUUUCAAAUCGAGCACCACCUGUUUCCAACAAUGCCACGGCACAAUUUCUGGAAGGUGAAACCUUUGGUGAAGUCAUUAUGUGCUAAGUAUGGGGUCCAAUAUGAAGAGAAGCCUCUUGGAAAAGCAUUUGUAGACAUCGUUGGGUCCCUAAAGAAAUCUGGAGAUCUGUGGCUGGAUGCUUACCUCCAUAAAUGAACGUGACUCUUAACGGGGAGGUGUGAGUGACAGGGAGGGAUGGGGGGGUUUGCACGGGGGAGGGGAAUCACACAUGUGUCUUUUACUCUCAGAUUUCAGUCUAUACCUGCAUACACAGUUGGAGGGGAGUUUCCUGUCUUGUGAACUGGCACGGGCUCAGGCACCCUGUUUAAUCCAGACAGAUUUAAGAUGUGUUUCAGAGGAUGAAAAGCAAUACCAGUAUUGCACAAAACAGAAGGUUGGGAGAGGAUGGAGAGGAGUAGUGUUUAAAAAAGGGGCAUUAAUAUCUGACCUUGACCUUCUCUUCACAAGAUUAAUACUCGUUCUACCUAAACCACAAAGCCCCUGAUUCACAGAUACAUAAGACUUGUUAGGCGUCAGCGAGUAUUUACAAUCCAGGGACACCCCAGUCAGCUUAUGCCUCUUUCCCAUGUUUGCAUAAAUGAGGAGCUUAGCACAGAGUUUCAUUUUGUUCUCAAGCACAAAAGUACCGCCGCCUCUGAUGCCCAUCCCAACAGGGAGCUCAGGUGGGCUGCGAUGCCCAGCAGCUCUGCCUGCAGGAAUCACACCCCACGGGGACCAUCAGCUGCCGUACCAUGACGGAGCUUUCAGCCCUGGCUGUCUUGGGGCUCUCCCCUUUCCCUCCGUUCUUCCUCUAAUCAUAGCAUCACUUCAGUAAAAGCUGACCCUGCACAACUAAUGUCUAACCACCUCUCAGCAGGGUUAAAAUAGCUGUAUUUUUAUGACCAGCCCCUAUUUCCAGGGGUUCGUGGAAAAUCUUUGGGCUUAAACAGCAAAAUGCCUCCUUUAGGAGAGGGUCUAUUUUCUCUUUAACAAGCAACAGGUCUGUCAUAGCGUUAUGGCUGUCAGUAAAUUACACAAAAGACCAAAAUAAGUCACAUAAGCAAAACGUACUAAUUGCUCGCGAGUGCUCCCGUGUAACCACAAAUGGCCUUUCCAGCAGCGCAGUUAGGCAGUGUGCUGCAAAACCACGCGGUUCCGCCUGUCUGCACACGCCUGGCAGAAACCAAGCCUCCUCCUGCUUGUCACAGGCAGGAGCAGUGGCACUGUUUACCCUUCUCUUGGGAACAAACAGCAAAGAAAACGAGCUCUCCCUGCAAAAGCAGGAGCUGCCCAGCCAUUCGGCUCUGCUCCCAGUUCCUUCAGGGAGGCAGCUGCCCACAGAACUACUAGGCUGUGCUGGGGGGUAAGAAACCUCCUGUAGAACCCUCUUACAAGUUGUCUAAAACUCUAUUUUCCACCCAACACCUAAUUCCCCAAAUCCACGACUGGCUUACCGGGAGGUACGGUUGAAUAGCUUCCAGGUGCGUCUCUAACAGGCAGCCUGACCCCAAACAAAUCAAGGGCUUAAAGUCAGCCGUAACACAACAGAAGAGACGUACUCUUUAGUUUAUGAUAAAGGGCCGUGGUUUCAAAAGCAGCCUCCAGUUCCAAGGGCCAUGUGGUUGCUCACUGAAAACCCCCAGUACUCUAGUUAUUAGGCAAUGACUUCGCACGCCUCAUUACUUUGCUCAGCUCUGAAACUGGAUCCUCUCUAUCAAAUCCUUGAAUGCUAACACAGUCCCACAAAAUCAGCAAAGUUCUUUGUGAACAAAGACAACGCCAGGACUGUGGCCAGCCACUUAAAAAAAAAAAAAAGGUAUUCCCACCCCCCUCUGGAGAAUAAAAUGAGAUUAUUUCUUUGCUUACGGACAAGAAAUUCAUAGGCAGGACUGCAGCUUAACCUAGCUAGUAAUACUUACGGUUUUUACGGGCUUAUUUUGGUGUUCUUGCCCACCCCUAAGCUGGCAGUACCUGAAUAGCACUAUGAAUGGUUAGGAUGAAAACCUGCUGUCUCCGGGUUGUCUGACGCUCAAACUGACUUUGAGUAAUUUUCACAGUUGAUUUCUAAUCACAAGCAAUAAAGUCCUCCUGGAUGCUGUGAUUUCCCAGACAGGUAGCAAAAGGCUAGCCCGGGAUCGUGGCUAUCAUCGUAGGUUGCCUUCAUAUGUGGAUCUCCUUCUGACUCCUUGAAUGUACCUUACUGUCUCUGCGCCAGCAAGGAUGACCGCAAGCCCACAGUAGCAUCAGCGAUGCGAUCUUUUAAAAACUCAGCUCAUUUUUCUGACAGUUCAUAUUUUUUCACCCCUCCAGUUCUUAUUUCCAGAGCAAAUGGUUUCUCAAUACAAACACCUCUUCCUCCCUAGCACCGUCCCCUUUUCUCUCCCCUACCUUUCUUCUUUGGAAACUGCUUUCUAACACCUAGAGAAAACACAGAAAACUGGUAGCUUGGCCUCAGUAAAUAGUUCUGCUUUAGCAGCUUGGUUUCCUUCUUGCCACUGACCAUUCUAGGAAGGACUGUUUUUCUGCUAAAAACCCAAAGUCCUGCCAACAACAGCCUGGCCUGACAGCACCUAGGAGACAGCAGCUACUGCUGAUGGUUGAAAGAACUCGAAACGUUCGAGGAGCGUGACGACGCUGCAACGAUCUGCAGGAGAGACCAGCUCUUAGGCAAAUGGGCAGGUUUUUUGCCCAAGACCUUAGCACAACAUAGCAAAGGGAAGAAAGGAGGGGACAGGAAAGGUCUUGAUAUUAACUCUUCCCCAGCUACUUGCUUCUUUCAGACUCUCGAAAAAUUCCCUUUCCAUGAAAAAUAUUCAGUUGCUGAAAUCCAGGAAUAAAAAAACCGUGCAAUGUUACAGUCAGAACUGAUUUCCAAGCAUCAUGCAUCAUCCUUGGUAUGGCAAGAGCAAAAGGUCUGUUCUGCAAGGCACCGGUCACCAGCCCUUUGUAACUAGCUGCGUAUCUUCCUUAUUCAUCGAUCUUAGACCUGCAAAAAGUUUGUCUGCUGAAAAUGUAAAAUGCUGGUUACUUUUUCAGGCAAAGCCUCUCUGGCUUGUACAGUUUCUUCCCCUCCCUCCAAAAAAAUCCCAGCCCUCUAUUUUGGAAUACAAGCUCAUAUGUGCCUUGAUGUAUAAGCUCUCCAUCCUUUAACUGGAGCAGGUCAAACAGAUCCCUGACAAAGAGCCCUGCAAGUCUGGAGCAAUCUGCUUCGCUAUAAUUUUAAGUAGCACCAAAGUGCAAUCAGGUUUACAGGAGAUGUUCCAGAAGUUUCAGUAAGACUGCGAACUUAGGUGGAAAUAAAGUUCACCUGACCUUGCUUGGCUUUGCCUCCAACCUGGGCAAAAUGCAGCCAUCAAUGACAGAUGAGCCUCCCUUCGCAGGUUACAAUUAGCUAUCAAAAUGGUUCAAACACAGAAAUUUAAGUACAGUUUUGUCUGGCUUUGUGAGGACUGUAACUAACUAGUUUCUCUGAAAAUAAUGAGGUGAAACCUUGUACACUUUCUCUUUUAGUAAAGGUCAUUCAGUUGCACUGUAAUGAGACAAACACACACACACAAAAAAAUCUGUAAAACACGCUGGGAGCCUGCCAGGGUUUAUUUAACCCAGCUAAACCCCAUCAUUGGCUACACGAGCACUUGGCAACGGAGAGAGGCCGUGAGCUGGAAACACAGAGUUUGUUUCAGGGCAGAUAAUAAAACAAUAGGCAGGAAAGGACUGGCUUUGAUUCUCUCCAGUCACUUGUUAGCAGGGACUGGAGGACCGGGAUGGUCAAAGGCAGUUGGCAGAGAAAGGCAUUAACUGAAGCAAGUGCAGCAAGAGAAGCCUCUGGGCAGGAGAGAGAUGGGCAUGUGUUUUGGGAGAAGUACAGAGCUCGGAGAAAUGUGGGAUGGGAACUGGCUGCGGAGGGUUAUAUGACAGAGAGAAAAAAUACCGAGGGGGUGGAGAGAGAAGAAAAGGCAACUUGAAAUCAGGUGCCCCAUAUUCUCCCAUUCAUCGCUGGUACCUGCCUGGACAAGAGGUUAUGCUGGAGCCAGGAGGCAAGAGAGGGCAGUACAGGGGUAGCACACACAGUGCCCUUCAAUAGUGUGUGUUGGUCCCCCAAGAGGUACAUCCUUCUCCUGCACUCUCGCUAAAAUAGGUUAAAGCCGUAGCUUAGACCUUCAGCCCCAAAAAUUAACUCCACUGAAGGCCAUGGGUCUGUGCCAGCCGUGUGAACUCACAUGAAGCCUAGUCCCAGGUUUCCAGGCAGAGGCACAAUGGGAAUUAGGGGAUUUGCACUGAGAUUUUUUUCCUUUAAGCAUGGAUUUGAGGAGUCUAAGAUCCCAGCUGACUCUGAUAUAGGGCUUGGGAGGCUCAAAGCACCAGCACAACCUCAUCAGGACAUAUCUCCAGUCACCAUCACUCCUUGUGACAGGGGCUGAUCACACUGGCUGGAUUUUAGUGUUCAUUAGGGCAAAGACAUCCUUUUCUUUCUGUAACAAGCUGCCAUGUCCCGGCCAUGGCCUCUUCUAAAUAGAUGCUUUCCUAAGAAAGCCUUCCUAACAGAGUCCUAACAUUUCCAGUGUUUUCUAGGCAUUUUUAAACAUCAAAACCACAUUCCUUACAAGACAGUUCCUGAUUAUUUCAUUCUUAAAAAAAAAAUUAAAAAAAACAUAACUCAGAACAAUUUUUUUCUUGUGUAUUCUACCGCUCAAUAAAAUCAUAACUAUUUGUUGACCAUAAAA